Molecule: messenger RNA, 1464 nt
Organism: Diatraea saccharalis (sugarcane borer)
Lineage: Eukaryota; Metazoa; Arthropoda; Insecta; Lepidoptera; Crambidae
Source: the annotation of a GenBank genome assembly
AUGCAAUGCAAAUGGAGGAAGGCCUCGGGUGUCGCGAUGGGCGUGGCAUCAGACGGGAUGGGUGGGUGGCGCGCUCGUAUUGCCGCCUGCCGCGAGUCUAGGAAGCUGGUGCUGGUCAUUGUUGCCAUCGCACUUUUAUUGGACAACAUGCUGCUUACCACCGUCGUGCCAAUAAUUCCGGAGUUCCUGUACGACAUCAGACACCCUGACGCCCCUCUGUCCAUGUCCUUGGACGAGAUCACCACCACGCCGCCCCCCGCCGUCCCCUUCUGCCCCUGCGAGAGGAACACCACUUAUCCACCUCUGGAGAACGUGACGCAAGUGAAUAUAACCGCGGAGAAGGAAGUAAGACACCAGGAGCUCAUACAUGAAACUGUUGCAGUGGGCGUGAUGUUUGCUAGUAAAGCUAUCGUACAGUUAUUAGCUAAUCCCUUCGUUGGACCUCUCACACACAACAUGGAUUGCAAAGGGGUGCGCAUGGAUUACAUGGAGCUAAGCAAGGGUUGCUGGGGUUGCAGGGGUUGCAAGGGUUGCAAGGGUUACAAGGGUUGCAGGGGUUGCAAGGAUUGCAAGAGUUGUAAGGGUUACAAGGGUUACAAGGGUUGCAUGGGUUACAAGGGUUGCAAGGGUCAGAGAGAGCUAGACAAGGAUUACAUGGGCUACAGGGGUCACCGGGGGCUAGGCAAGGAUUGCAUGGGUUACAGGGGUCACAUGGGGAUACGCAAGGGUUGCAUGGAUUACAGAUGGUUGCAGGGAUUACAGGCUGGGCAGGGAGGGGCACAGACGCAAGGUGCCAGGCAUCCACACGGCGUGCAGCUCGUCAGGCAUGGACAGGGAGUGCAAAGGCGGCUGCAACCCUGGCUGCUGAUGCAGACGGUGGAGUCGUCACAUUUCUUGAAGCACGUCCACGGCGCCGCGGCCGCAUAUCAUGGAUUGCAUGGGUUGCAAGGGGGUGCGCAAGGAUUACAGGAGACUAGGCAAGAGCUGCAGGGGUUGCAAGGGUUGCAGGGGUUGCAAGGGUUGCAGGGGUUGCAAGGAUUGCAGGGGUUGCAAAGGUUGCAACAAGGGUUGCACGGAUUGCAGGGGUUACAAGGAUUACAGGGGUUGCAAGGGUCACAGAGGGUUAGGCAAGGGUUACACGGGUUACAGGGGUCACAUGGUACUAGGCAAGGAUUACAUGGAUUACAGGGGUCGCAAGGGUUGCAUGGAUUACAGGGGGUAAGGCAAGGAUUACAGAGGCUACAUGGGUUACACGGAUUACAGAGGGCUAGGCAUGGAUUACAGGGGUUGCAUGGGUUGCAGGGGUUACAUGGGUUGCAGGGGUUGCAGGGGUUGCAUGGGUUGCAUGGGUUGCAUGGGUUGCAGGGGUUGCAUGGGUUGCAGGGUGGACAAGGCGGGGCACAGACGCACGGCGUGCAGCUCGUGCAGGGCGUGCAAGGGCGACUACAAACUUGGCCGCUGUAA